Molecule: messenger RNA, 2794 nt
Organism: Chenopodium quinoa (quinoa)
Lineage: Eukaryota; Viridiplantae; Streptophyta; Magnoliopsida; Caryophyllales; Amaranthaceae
Product: protein EXECUTER 1, chloroplastic-like
Exons: 12
Coding region: 140-2233 (697 amino acids)
Biological process (GO): response to singlet oxygen; singlet oxygen-mediated programmed cell death
Cellular component (GO): thylakoid membrane
Source: RefSeq, a predicted model, not a curated record
AUCCAUCAACAUCAUUAACACCAAGAAAACUUCCUUUUGUCCAUUCAAUUUUUCCUCUACUUUCUCACUUCCUUUUUUCUCUCUCUCAUCCACAAACCUAAAUCCUAAAACCCUCUUUUAUUUUCUCUCUCCUCCAUUAAUGGCGUCUCCGAUUUCUCCUCCGACGCCCUUCACUUCGCCUACAAUUUUCUCCGAUUCUAAUCUCAACUUCCAUAGUUGUGCUACCUUCUCCUUCAAUUCUCCAUUUCUCAGAAAACCUAAUUUAAUCCCCUCAAUUUCCAUUUCUAAACCUCAGAAUUCCUCUUUCUGUUGUUGUCGCAGUAGUUCAUCCGAUUCUCCUUCGCCGUCGCCUUCGUCGUCGUUGCAGCAAUUUCUCGUUGCUGCUGCUCAGGCGGUUGAGGAUUUCGUCAAUUCGCGGUUUUCGCCGAAGAAGGAUGAAGUGGUGGUUAGGGAGAAGAAAUCGGAGGAAAGUGGUAAUUUGGAGGUUGAUGUUAAUGGUUGGGAUUGGGAACGCUGGUCAUUGCAUUUUAAGGAGGUUGAAGAACAAGAACGUUUGAUUAAUCUACUCAAGUCUCAACUUAGACAUGCCAUUGAGAAAGAGGAUUAUGAGGCUGCUGCAAGACUCAAGGUAGCCAUUGCAGCUGCUGGGACAAAAGAUGCUGUUGGAAGCGUGAUGUGUUAUUUAAAGAAUGCCAUUGAGGAGGAGCGCUACCAAGAUGCUGUAUUUGUACGAGAUAAUGCUGGUGCUGGACUAGUUGGCUGGUGGGCUGGCGUUUCCGAUGAUAGAAAUGAUCCCCAUGGCUGUAUAAUUCGUAUAAGUGCAGAGCAUGGUAGAUAUGUGGCAAGAAGCUAUAGUCCUAGGCAGCUAGCUACAUCAACUGCUGGUGCUCCCUUGUUUGAGAUCUAUGUAACACUGAACAAGGAAGGUGACUACAGACAACAGGCUGUAUACUUGAAGAGAAAAGCAGUUCCUGAAACUUUUCCAUCAGUGUUCCCAAAGUCGCCUGCUGCCCCAGGCAGUAUGAAAAUGAGUCCUGGAGGGGGGAAAACUGAUAUUUUUACUCCUGUGCUUGAAGAUACUGAUGAUGAUGAUGAAGAUAAAGAUGAUCCAGAGUUAGCUGAUGGACUAUCAGGAUUCCAAAAUUUAUUACAAGAUAUGAUCCCUGGUGUAAGAGUCAAAGUCUUGAAAGUAACUGCACCAGGAAAAGUAGAUCGAGAUCUGAUAUCUAAGGUGGUUGAGCAGAUAAUAGAGGAAGAAGAUGAAGAUCAGGAUAUUGAGGCUGAGUUGAACAGUAUAGACACAGAAGAUACAGAUGACGAUAUUCCUGGAGAAAGUGAUGAAGAAAAGGAUGAUAAUGAAGAUGAUCCUACUAGCAGUGACCUAGAUAAGGAAGAGCAAAGUGAAAUUGCUGUCAAUGUAGUAGUUAGUGGUCUUGUGGAGAACCUAUCCAGCACAACAUCUUCUAAAGAUCUUGUUCGUGUUCCAGCAAAACUCAAGUCAAAGGGACACAAAUCUUUUUCUUUCUGUAUACAGGAUGAUAAAAGUAAGCCAGAAUCUGUUACAAAAGGUCAGACUUCGUCUAAAAGAAAGGCAAAUGCUAAAGGCCGGCGCAGUAUCGACCAUGUAAUGUCUGACCUUGUCAAUUCUAUAAGCCGAGGAGAAAAAAUACCUGUAAAGGUACUUAAGGAUGUGGGAGAUUUGAUUAGUCUCACUCUGAACCAAGUUCAGAAUCGCCAGCCUUUGUCUGGAUCUACGACAUUCAAUCGCAUUGAUUUACCAUCGUAUCCAGAUCCCCUAAAUGGACUUUAUAUUGGAUCCCAUGGACCAUACACCUCAGAAGUCAUCCAGUUAAAACGCAAAUUUGGCCAAUGGAAAGAGGAUGGUGGGAGCAAGGGGCCUUCAAAUCUCCAAUUCUAUGAAUACGUUGAGGCUGUAAAGCUUACAGGAGAUCCUUAUGUGCCUGCUGGUCAGGUUGCAUUUCGUGCGAAGAUUGGCAAAAGUUAUCAGCUUCCUCACAAAGGGAUAAUUCCAGAAGAAUUUGGAGUGGUUGCUCGGUAUAAAGGACAAGGGAGGCUAGCUGAGCCAGGAUUCAGAAAUCCAAGAUGGGUUGAUGGUGAACUUGUUAUUCUUGAUGGAAAGUAUAUUAAGGGAGGGCCUGUAGUAGGAUUUGUCUAUUGGGCUCCAGAGUAUCAAUUCCUAGUGUUUUUCAACCGCUUAAGGAUCGAAGAAUAGGUGUUUUUUGUAUAUGGAAGUUGGAUCUGUCUUUUUCCUGAGAUCAAAAGGUGAGAUUAUAGCUGUUUCAUCUGCAAGCUAUGGUGUUAUCAUUCUAUCCUAUUGUUUUCUGCAGCUUUAGGUAAUUAUUUGUAAGAAGCCUUUCAUUCUGGAUUGUGGAGCACAAAGGAUUGUAUUUGUAGCAGGGUACAUUUCCUAUGCUGACAUCACUGACAGACGAUAAGCAAUUUUGGCUGAUGAAUGUAUCUCCUAGGGCUUCAAACUAUACGAGACUUAUCAGCACCUCGGUUUUUUAUGGGUAAAUUUGCCCUGCAAAUGCAUGUAAAUAUACUUGUUUCAGCUCACAAACUUGUGCUAUGGUCUGUAUAUGCUAAUAAAUGUAGCAUGAUUUGUGUUUGUGUAGCUGUAUGCAUGAUUUUUAAAGAUCGGUGCUGUUAGUUCUGCAAUUUCUGUUUCUAGGCUUUGAGAGCUUUGUAUGCUUGUAAAUCUUAGACCAGCAUUUUUUUAGUGACAAGUAUAGUUUGAGACUUAAUACAAGAAUCUUGUUGGUUAAUUGUUAUA